This is a messenger RNA of Malaclemys terrapin pileata, 2386 nucleotides long. Its product is annotated as zinc finger protein 436-like. NCBI's taxonomy places the organism in Eukaryota, Metazoa, Chordata, Testudines, Emydidae. Bases 21 to 2363 code for a protein of 780 amino acids. The transcript has 11 exons. The record is from RefSeq and is a predicted model, not a curated record. Gene Ontology annotation, biological process: regulation of DNA-templated transcription.
UGUGUGUUUGCGGCGGGGCCAUGGCCGGGCCCGGGAGCGCAGCGCGGGGGCUGCUCCGGCCCUGCAGCCCGCGGGGCAGCGCGGAGCCCCCACCAGAGCGCCCGGCCCCUCUGCGAGAUGAGGGAGAAGCCGCCAAAGCCGAGGUGCAGCGGCAAAGCGAGGAGCUGCUGAAACAGACGGCAGCCGAGAGGGGGAAGAUCGUCUGGGAGUGGCAGGAGCUGCGAGGGUUUCUGGAGGAGCAGGAACAGCGGCUGCUGUCCCGGCUGGAAGAGCUCGAGAGAGCCAUUGCCCAGAGAAGGGAUGAGGGCGUCUGCAGCCUGUCCCGGGGGAUUUCCCUGCUCAGUGAGAGGGGAGGAGACGAGGGGCAGCAGCCGCUGAGCCAGUCCCUGCAGGGUGCCGGGAGCUGUGGGGGCAGCAGGGAGGACGGGGUGUUUCAGAAGCCGGAGCCGGGGUUUGCAGAGCUGGAGAAGAGACUCAGCGAUUUCGCUCUGCAAAGCGCCCACCUGCAGGAGGUGCUGCUGGGAUUCAAAGAGACGCUGCAACUGGAGCUGGGGAGCAACACAGGAACUCUCUUGGCAUCUGGGAUUUCAUGCACUGCACACGGCCUUUCAAAUGUGGAAAGAGAUUCAGUAGUAUCACCUGCCUUGUUGGAUGCAGGACGCAGGUGGUCCCAAUUUGUGGAUUUUUGCAGAGGCUGCAGAAUAACAUCCGAGGGUCCCUCCAGACUCUCCCAGCCUGCCCGGGGAAGGGAAAUGGAUGCGGUAGAGCUGGCUCAGGGGUCGGUGACCUUCGAGGAGGUGGCUGUGUAUUUCACCAGGGAAGAAUGGGCUCUGCUGGACCCCGCUCAGAGAGCCCUCUACAGAGCCGUCAUGCAGGAGAACUACGAGAAUGUGACCUCACUGGAGUUUCCAGUUUUCACACCUGAAGUGAUCUCCUAUCUGGAACAAGACAAAGAGCCGUGGGUCCCAGAUCUCCAUGAUUCAGAGGAAAGAGAGAUCCUGAGAGGUGAUGGGAUGCUGAGUGAGAAGAAGGAGCACCAACCUCAGCAGGAAGAUGCUGAGCAAGACGAACCACACGGGGCAUUAUUGCAAAUAUCUGAGGAGGAUGUGUCCAGGAGUGGUGAGCAGAGAGAAGGUUGUCAGAGUCAGCACAGGCCAGAGAGGAAGCAAGGAAACAAGCCAAGGGAGAAAUUGAAUAAAUCCAUUAAUAGUUGGGGACCUCACAAAUACGUCAAGGAAACCACAACCCAGCAGAAAAUCCAGGCAGGAGCGAGAAACAACACGUGCUCUGAUUGUGGGAAAAAUUUCAGUAGCCGCUCAGUUCUUCUUAAACAUCAGAGGAUCCACACAGGGGAAAGACCCUAUGAAUGCCGUGAGUGUGGGAAAAACUUCACUCAGAGCUCAUCCCUUAUUAAGCAUCGGAGAAUACACACGGGAGAGAGACCCUAUGCGUGCUGUGAGUGUGGGAAAGCCUUCACUCAGAGAUCAUCCCUCAUUACACAUCAGAGGAUCCACACAGGGGCGCAAUCCUAUGCAUGCUCUGAAUGUGGAGAAAGCUUCACUCGGCGCUCAAACCUGAUUGUACAUCAGCGAAUUCACACAGGAGAAAGACCCUACCAAUGCUGUGAGUGUGCAAAAAACUUCACCAACAGCUCCUCGUUUAUGAAACAUCAGAGAAUCCAUACGGGAGCCAGACCUUACGAAUGCCACGAGUGCGGGAAAACCUUCACCCGCAGCUCACACCUCAUUGCACAUCAGAGAACCCACACGGGAGAGAGACCCUAUGAAUGCUGCGAGUGCGGGAAAACCUUCACUGAUAGCUCAGACCUUAUUAAGCAUCAGAGAAUCCACACGGGAGAGAGACCUUAUGAAUGCAGUGAGUGCGGGAAAAGCUUCAUGGACAGCUCAGACCUUACUAAGCAUCAGAGAAUCCACACGGGAGAGAGACCUUAUGAAUGCAGUGAGUGCGGGAAAAGUUUCACUCACAGCUCAGCCCUUAUGACACAUCAGAGAAUCCAUACAGGAGAAAGACCCCACGAAUGCUGCGAGUGCGGGAAAAGCUUCACUCAGAGCUCGGACCUAAUUAAACAUCAGAGAAUCCACACCGGCGAGCGGCCCUAUAGAUGUGGUGAAUGCGGGAAAAGCUUCACUUGGCGCUCGAGCCUAAUUACGCAUCAGAGAUUCCACACAGAAGAGAGACCCUAUGGGUGCCGUGAGUGCGGGAAAAAAUUCUUUGUCAGCUCAGCGCUUCGGGAACAUCAGAGGAUCCACAUUGGAGCCAGACCUUAUCAAUGCGGUGAGUGCGGGAAAAACUUCACUCGCAGCUCGAACCUUAUUAGACAUCAGAGGCUCCACUCAGCUUAGAGACACUCUAGAUGCUCUGAGUG